UUUAUUGAUUCCCUGGUUUAAUUCAGAAAGUAAUCUCAUGUUUGUAGAUCCUGAUUUUAGGGCGUUGCAAAGGUACAACACGGAGAAUCUUUGAUUUAGAAAGAGGCAUCUUGGUGAAAAAGGGAAAUAUUUUUAAUCGUUAGUGAUCUAAAAAAAAAAUUACCUCCUGUUUACAAGUGUACUGGAGUAUUUAAUUUUAAUUUUUUUUAAAAUUAGCAUUACAUUUACAUUAUGGGAGGAUAACUGACUUAAUCAGUAAAUUAAAUGCACUAUAUCGUUUGGACUCUUAAUGUACUUUGAAUGCAUGGCUGGUGAAGCAGGCAGCAGUUAUUUUAAAACAACAGAUGGCAAGUAAAUGUUCCUCCAAAUCACAUUUUAGGUAUUAUGUGAAAAAAAAAACCCUCAAACUCUAGCGUAUCACUCGACAAACGUUCGUUUCUGACUCUGAUGCAUCGAGUCACACUAACUAGAACAAUACAACGAGGAAGCGUCGACAUCUUCUCCUCUCGAUGUCUCCUUCCGUAAGACGAAACCAUCAAUCGUGCAGCUGUAGUCGGAUGCAAAAAAAAGGAUCGUGUUUGUGCUUCAGAAUUUCUCUAAUCACAAAACAGUUGCUCUAAUCGUUCUCAGAAAAACCAAACGUAAGUGGAGGAAGAGAAAUCUUCACAGCAGCUGAUUUGCAUUGAAAACAAGAAGUGCCUGGGAUUCAGUUUUUAUACUGUGCGAAGAUGAACGCUCGCACAGCCUGGUGCUUGGUGUUCCUGGCCCUAAUUAAAAAUUCGUGUAACCAACACAACCCCUUUAAUCUAGAACAGAAGGAGCUGACGGCUAACGAGGGGGCCUGUGUUGAAAUCAUAUGCAAAGUUAGGGUGACUAUUUAUGCUGGUAACGCAUACUGGUUUUGGAUGAAGGACCCAAUAUGGACUGGGUCAAAUUUUACAGGCACCGUUAUAUACAGUACAAAUCAGAAAGUACGUCCUGUUAGUCCAGGCUUUGCAGACAGAGUGAAAUUUACUGGCUCUACAACUCCAACAUGGGCUUCUCGUGACUCAAACCCAACGUGCAGUGUUUCGAUCUGCAACCUGAAAACAACGGACAGUGGACAGUACAUUUUCAGAUAUGUAGGAGACAGUAAAUCUUCAAUAUGGAAGGCUAUACCAGAGAUGACACUCAAUGUUACGGCGAAUCCAUGCCCGAUCACUUUUCAGCAACCGCCAGUCGUGAAGGAAAAUGACAAAAUAACGCUCACGUGCUCCACAUUGAAUACAUGUCCUUUAAAGGCAAGCAAUGUAAUUUCAGUCAAACCACCCUCAGGACAACUCGCAGACAAAGAAAUUUCAGAGUCCGCUAGAAACACCACCCUCAGCUUUACAGCCAAAUGGUGGAAUGAUGGAAAUGUGUUUACGUGCCAAACACGAGGAAACACGGACGACUAUUUGACCCGGAAUAUCAGCAUAGUUGUACAAUAUGCUCCUAAAUACACAUCCGCUACGAUCAGCCGUCGAGAAAUCAAGGAGGGAGACUUUGUGACUCUGACCUGCUCUGCUAAAGGACAACCCAGCCUCAACUUUAGCUGGUUUCGAAAUGGUGAAAAGCAAUCCUCAGAGGCCAAGUGGAUGAUACCAUCAAUUCAGGCAUCACAGAGCGGAUUGUACUACUGUAAAGCUGAAAACAGUCUUGGUGUAGGAAGCUCAAGAGGAGUCACUAUUAAUGUCACAUAUCCCCCUGAGGUAGAGGUACAGAUUUCAAAGGAGCCUGCAACACCCGCUGCCAUUAAUAGAGGAGAUAAAGUUACUUUGACAUGUCAUGUAAACAGAAGCAACCCUUAUCCUUCAAGAUUUGAUUGGAAAAAAGAUAAUAGAUGGAUAAGAGGAAGUUGGACAUAUGUUGUUAAUAGUAUCAAACCAGAGGACAGUGGCAGCUACACAUGUACAGCUUCUAACACCGCAGGUUCUCGAACAUCAACGGCACGUCUUCUUCAGGUUCAAUGUGACACUGACGCGUAUCCACCUCCAUGGUACUCCUGGUACAAACUGACUGGCUCCUCACAGUGGACAUACAUGUCAGGCGAAAGGAGCCUGACUUUCCAGAGCGUCCAAAGAGCAGAUGAAGCAUGUUACAGAUGCAACGCAACCAACACCAUCGACACGGGGGAUUUUAGUGAGCUUGUGUGCAUAAAAGUGCUGUUUCCUCCCACCGGAGUCACGCUGUCUAUGGACAGCGAAGUCACAGAGAAUCAGACCGUCACAAUCAGCUGCACCGCUGAAAGUUUCCCACUGUCAUGUUUCACCGUAACAAGGCAAGGCUCAUCACAGUCCCUGCCUUCAGAUGGAAAAUUCUGUCCGCGCGUUAAUGACCCAAACAUUUUCCGCCACACGUUUACCGCAUCUUCAACCGACGCAGGCUCGUACAGCUGCGAGGCCUCGAACACUGAAGGAAGAAAGCCAAGCCAACAAAGGAAGUUAGUGGUGAAAUAUACUCCCAAAGACGUGAAGGUAGAACCUGAGCCUGGUCGUGUUGUGAGAGAAAACUCGCCAUUCAAACUGGACUGCAGAGCCCGUUCCCACCCAGAAGUGACCUCUGUUACCUGGAUGAAGGUGACUGAUGGGAGGACAGAAACCUUCUCCGUCAGUCAGAAGACCUUCGUUGUGAUGUCCGCCGGGCCCUCUGACAGCGGAUUCUACAGCUGUAUGGCCAGGAAUGACAUUGGAGCUGGAAAAUCAGAGCAAGUCGAAGUUGAAGUCGAGUGUGAGUACGCUGACGCACUUUUUGCUGUGUAUGGAUGA
Stegastes partitus (bicolor damselfish) is the source of this 2786-nucleotide messenger RNA. Its product is annotated as B-cell receptor CD22. NCBI's taxonomy places the organism in Eukaryota, Metazoa, Chordata, Actinopteri, Pomacentridae. The transcript has 9 exons. The record is from RefSeq and is a predicted model, not a curated record. Bases 729 to 2786 code for a protein of 685 amino acids.